AUGGCUUUUUGUCCGGAAAAAAUGUCGUCAUCCCUUGCAGAGGACAGAUCGCUGAACGCUAACAAGGCGGACGAAUUCCUCCUGCGUUUUCUCCGCUUCGACCGCCUGGAUCCCAAGCGCGCCUUCCGGACACUCAAGCUUUACUACGUGAACCGGCACAAGGAGCGGGACCUGUUCAGGAACCUGCUUCCUUCUCAGCUGGGACACGUCUUCUUGAGGAACCUCAUGGUCCUGCUCCCUGAGAGGGACCCCGGCGAACGCUUGGUGCUGGUCUUGCGCCCGGGCUCCUGGAAUCCGUCCCAGGUGCCAUUUCUGGACGUUGCCCGUGCUCUGCUGCUCUGCUUCGAGUACACCAUGCGCAGGAGAUCGGCCCAGCUGCGGGGGCUGUGCAUGAUCUUCGACAUGGACGGCUGGAGCUACAACCACAUGACCAACGUACCGGCCAGCCGCAUCAAGGCCCUCUCACGAUUACUGGCCGGCUACCCUAUCAAGAAUCGGCGCUGGGACAUUGUGAAGCAAUCCUACAUCUUCAACGUUUUCUUCAAAAUAUUCACACCAUUCCUGGACUCCACGGCUCUCUCAAAGAUCCACUUUCAUGGAUGGGACCUGCACAAGCUGCAUCACCGCUUUCCCGAAGAGAUGCUGCCAGAGGAGCUUGGAGGCACCAGAGGUCCCCUCAGUUCCGCGGAGUUCUACGAGCGCCUCAGGGCAAUGGAAGCGUCCUUUGCCGAGGAAUCUCGAUACGGCAUCGCCACGGAGGAGUAG
This is a messenger RNA of Ixodes scapularis (black-legged tick), 765 nucleotides long. Its product is annotated as alpha-tocopherol transfer protein-like. Lineage: Eukaryota; Metazoa; Arthropoda; Arachnida; Ixodida; Ixodidae. Gene Ontology annotation, molecular function: phosphatidylinositol bisphosphate binding. The record is from RefSeq and is a predicted model, not a curated record. The transcript is spliced from 4 exons. Gene Ontology annotation, cellular component: membrane. Bases 1 to 765 code for a protein of 254 amino acids.